Molecule: messenger RNA, 105 nt
Organism: Sclerotinia sclerotiorum 1980 UF-70
Lineage: Eukaryota; Fungi; Ascomycota; Leotiomycetes; Helotiales; Sclerotiniaceae
Exons: 2
Coding region: 1-105 (34 amino acids)
Source: RefSeq, a predicted model, not a curated record
AUGGGUAUCGUGUUACCAUGUGAUAUCACCGCUCAGGUCCCGGAAGAUGGUUUCCAGGAUAUUUGUCUGGGAGCCGAAUAUCUGAUUAGAUGCAUGAUCAAGUAG